AUUCCUUACACUCCCAUUUGCGACCUUUCCUAUGCCAAAUUGAUCGAAAAUCGAAACCAUCGUCCUCAAUAAUUCCUUUAUUAUUUUCUUAUUAUUAAAUUAAUUUUAUUUUUAUCAUUCACAACGCCAACAACUACUUUAGCAUUAUCAAUUUAUCAUCAUCCAACAACAAUAUCAUCAUAUUCAUUCUCCAUUGUUUCCUCUCUCUCUCUCUCUCUCUCUCCUCGUCAUUCGUCAACACUUGCCAACUAUUUAAGUUACCCAAAGAUGCUUCGUUUUCAUCAUAUCGUUAGAGUUUCUCUAUUUGCAUCCAAAGCUUCAACCUUUCCUCUUACCUCUGUUUCUCUUUCAACAUCAAUUCCCAAAAGAACUACCUUCGCACUUCGAUCACAAAUGACUUCUUUCUCUUCUUCUUCUUCCUCUUCCUCCUCAAAGCUCUUGUUUCGCCAGCUUUUCGAGAAGGAAUCGUCUACAUACACGUACCUUCUUGCUGAUGCAUCACACCCCGAUAAACCAGCGCUUUUGAUAGACCCUGUAGAUAGAACAGUGGAUAGAGACUUAUCCCUUAUCCAAGAGCUGGGAUUGAAGCUUGUGUAUGCCAUGAACACUCAUGUACAUGCUGAUCAUGUCACUGGGACUGGCCUUAUCAAGAGCAAAGUUCCGGGUGUAAAAUCUAUUAUUUCGAAAGCAAGUGGUGCAACGGCUGAUCUUUUUGUGGAACCAGGUGAUAAAGUCCAUUUUGGUGAUCUUUUUUUGGAGGUUCGAGCUACUCCUGGUCAUACCUUGGGUUGCGUUACCUAUGUUACAGGAGAUGCUUCUGAUCAACCUCAACCUAGGAUGGCAUUCACUGGAGAUGCCCUAUUAAUACGUGGAUGUGGAAGGACCGACUUUCAGGGUGGGAGUUCGGAGCAGCUUUACAAAUCAGUACAUUCACAGAUUUUUACACUGCCCAAGGAUACAUUUAUCUACCCAGCUCAUGACUACAAAGGAUUCAGUGUAAGCACUGUUGGAGAGGAGAUGCAGUACAAUCCACGGCUAACAAAGGAUGAGGAAACUUUCAAGAAUAUCAUGGCAAAUCUUAACCUUUCAUAUCCAAAAAUGAUCGAUGUUGCUGUCCCAGCUAAUUUGGUUUGUGGAGUUCAAUCCAAGGUGUGAACUUCUUUUAAGUAAGAAAUAUUUUUGUGUACUCAUUUUGACUCGUUUAUCAAGCUAAGUAAAUGAUUAUGUCAAAUGAGUCCCAUAUUAUGUCUCAUCCAAUAGUAGAGGGGUGUCUGUGUGAGCAAGAAGCAAGAAUGAGUACAAAUAACACACUCCAGCAACCAGUUAGUAAUGUAAUUUACCACGAAAAAGAAGUGUUAAUUGGAAUUUGAGUUGAACAGAAAAUGAAGAAUGUAAACUAAUAGUAAAAUAAUGAUUGUGGGCCUCAAUCUAAUAUAAAUAUAUACUUCAGUGAUUA
Arachis stenosperma is the source of this 1456-nucleotide messenger RNA. Its product is annotated as persulfide dioxygenase ETHE1 homolog, mitochondrial. NCBI's taxonomy places the organism in Eukaryota, Viridiplantae, Streptophyta, Magnoliopsida, Fabales, Fabaceae. Gene Ontology annotation, molecular function: sulfur dioxygenase activity. Gene Ontology annotation, biological process: hydrogen sulfide metabolic process; glutathione metabolic process. The coding region runs from base 268 to 1155 and encodes 295 amino acids. The transcript is spliced from 9 exons. The record is from RefSeq and is a predicted model, not a curated record.